Molecule: messenger RNA, 2832 nt
Organism: Anopheles coluzzii
Lineage: Eukaryota; Metazoa; Arthropoda; Insecta; Diptera; Culicidae
Exons: 2
Coding region: 1-2832 (943 amino acids)
Source: RefSeq, a predicted model, not a curated record
AUGCCAGCUCAACCGCUUAUUUUGUCGUCGAGACGAACGAUUUUGAUUGCCAUUUUGGCCCGUUACGAAGAGUUUCUUCAAAACUACCAGCCCGAUAGGGAUUCUAUCGAGGUGGAAACUCGUAUGGCCAAAUUUGACCAAAUAUGCAAGGAUUUGGAGAGCCUUCAACAGCAGCUGGAGGACAGUGCAACCACUGCUGAAGAGAUGACACACAAUGCCGCCCUUAGGGAGGAUUUUGAACGGCGCUUGAUUCGCGUUCAAUCGGCAUUGAAAGCGAAAUAUAGAGAAAUUCCGCGCAGCGAAGUGUCGCAGCAAGGAGCCGACAAGGUGAUCGCUGAUCUGCCGGCGCAUGAUGUUUCCACUCGCGGCUGGAACAUUCCUUCGGAAUUUGUUUUGGCUGACCCACAGUUCGAUAAAUCAGCCCCGAUUGAUAUUAUCCUUGGUGCCCGUCAUUACGCUUCCUUCUUUACGAACGUAAAAUCGCACGAGCUUGCUCCGAACCUUCCAACUAUGCUGAACAGCGUUUUUGGGUGGGUCAUGAUUGGUCCCACCUCUCCUCAGAAUCCUGCAUCUCCGACCGAUUGCACCGCCGCGUCCACAAUCGUCUGCAUGGCAUCCCUGGAGGAGUCUCUCGAACGAUUUUGGAAGCUGGAAGAGUUAAGCGUCAAUGAUUCGUACUCACCUGAUGAGCGGCGAUGCGAAACAUUGUAUAAAGAAACCACUCAGCGCGACGAGUCGGGUCGCUAUAUUGUACGAUUGCCCAAACAGACCGACUUCACGGAAAAGCUUGGCCUGUCUAAAACUACCGCUUUGAGACGCUUCGAGCUGCUGGAGAGGAGGCUAGAACGCAACCCACAGCUCAAGGAAGACUAUCAUGCCUUCAUGAAGGAGUAUUUGGAGCUGGGGCACAUGUCGCUCAUGAACAAAGAUAGUGGGGAUGAACAGGCGUACUACCUACCGCACCAUCCCGUAUUUAAAGCCUCCAGUACCACCACGAAAGUAAGGGUCGUGUUUGACGGAUCUGCAAAAACAAGCACUGGUUAUUCCUUGAAUGACAUUCUAUGUGUUGGUCCAAUCGUGCAGGACGAGCUGCUUGAUAUUGUGUUGCGAUUCCGCACCUACCAAAUAGCACUUGUGGGAGAUAUAGCGAAAAUGUACCGACAAAUAUUGCUGCAUUCUGAUGAUCGUCGAUUGGUGCGCAUAUUCUUUCGAUUCUCGCCACAAGCUCCGAUCCAAGUAUAUGAGCUCAACACCGUUACAUAUGGACUAGCACCUUCCUCGUUUCUGGCUACACGCACACUUAUCCAACUAGCAGAUGAUGAAGGGACUGAAUAUGCGCUUGCAUCUGCAGCCCUGAAACGAAACUUUUACGUGGACGACUUCAUUGGUGGUGCCAAUAACGUUCGCGAAGCUGUUCAGCUGCGUAAGGAGUUAUCAGCGCUACUUGCCAAAGGUGGGUUUGAGUUGCGCAAGUGGACAUCAAAUAAUCUGAGCGUGCUCUCCGGCUUAAGCACCGAGUAUAUCGGCACACACUCAUCGCUGCAUUUUAUACCCAACGAGACGGUCAAAGCACUCGGCAUCUCGUGGAAGCCUGAAUCGGAUGAGCUGUGUUUUGAAUCCAACACUGAGGCUGAUGAAGCCACGUCGACCAAGCGAUCUAUUUUGUCGAGCAUUGCCAAAAUGUACGAUCCGCUCGGAUUGAUAGCACCGGUGAUCGUGCGUGCUAAGAUGCUGAUGCAGGAGCUAUGGCUACUCAAAUCCGGCUGGGAUGAACCUGUUCCUAAUCACAUCUGUAAAAAAUGGAAGGCGAUUCAGAGCGACUGGAAAACGUUAUCCGAGUACAGGACUAACCGUUACGCUCUCUUACCAGAUGCAACAGUAGAAUUUCACACAUUUACCGAUGCUUCGGAGGCCGCCUACGGAGCAUGUGUGUACGCUCGUUGUGAAAGCGCGGCGGGAGAAGUCCGCAUCAGCCUAUUAGCUUCGAAGUCUCGAGUGGCACCACUGAAGCGCGUCACGUUGCCGAGGCUUGAACUAAGCGCAGCUGUCCUGGGCGCCCAUCUGCAUCAUCGCGUCAAGGAGGCAAUGCAGAUCGUGUGCGCCGAAUCGUUUUUCUGGUCCGACUCAACAGUGACGCUAAAAUGGAUUGCGUCACCUCCCAACUCCUGGAAGACGUUCGUGGCAAAUCGAGUAGCUGAGGUGCAACACUACUCUCAUCCAAGGCAAUGGAGGCACGUUCCUGGCACAUCCAAUCCUGCUGACUUGGUUUCCCGAGGCAUGUCGGCAGCACACUUCACGCAGAAUCAGCUUUGGAAUAACGGUCCAGAUUGGCUUGUGCAACCUUCGUCCCAUUGGCCCAGCUCAGAUCCAGAACCAAGCGAUGAGGCGGACCUAGAAACACGCCAGGUGAGUGCCGCUUUAGUUUGUACACAAACUCAUCCAUGGUUUGGCAUUUCUUCAUCCUUCACCAGAAUGGUACGCAUCAUUGCAUACUGCAUACGUUUUGUGCGCAACACCAAGCAGAAGGCGCGAUCACAGCGAUCGAUACCGCACACCAAUGCAUCCAAGACGAUCACGCCCAAGUACGUGGAUGCUGCAAAAAUUGUGCUUUGCAGACUAGCCCAGCAAGAUGCAUUUUCCGCGGAAAUCAAGCAGCUAAAAAAGGGAGAAGCAUUGAUGAAACAAUCUCCUUUACGAAAACUUACCCCAUUCCUGGAUACAGAAGAAGUAAUACGGGUGGGAGGACGAUUGAACUUGUCGCAACUACCGUAUCAGUCCAAGCAUCCAGCUGUUCUACCGAAGAACCACAAAUUCACCCCACAUCCAUUCUGA